UCUCUGUUGGGUGUCUUCACCGCAGACCCAUCUCUUAAUCGACUGUGGAAAUUUUCUCGUGGUUGAAGGUUGUGCAGCCAUGGCGGAGCAGAUGGAGAAAGUGAGGAUGCAGCUUUUGGAGGUGGUGAAUUUAUUAAGUGGCCUGCAGGAGGCCGAGGUCAUCGACGUCGUUAUCAGUAGGAGCGAGGAGUGGAUGACGUACAACGCCAAGGUCUCUCUGACCAACCCCUAUUUCACUCCCAUUUUCAUUUCCGAUGUCUCCUACACCCUCAAGACUGCCAACAGCAACAGGGUGAUAGUAUCAGGGAGUAUGGAGAAGCGCCCAGAGCCACUGCCGGGGAGUGAGGACACAGUGCUGGAGGUGCCAAUCAGGGUGGCUCACAACCAGCUGAUGACCUUGUUGGAGGACAAUGGUGGAGCUCAGGACAAAAUUUACCAGUUGGAUUUGGCUGUUACCGUGGAUCUUCCUCUCUAUAAAGGCCACAGGAUUCCUCUUGACUGGAAAGGAGAGAUCAAGAUCCCUCAUUGAUGGCUUCACUCUCCUUCCAUCUCUUGUUCGAUUACCGGUUUUAAUUUGUGGUGCAAUAUGUAUCCUGUUACUUCUGUGUGUUUCCUUUGUUUUGUUUGAUGAGUGUUUCAUCAAGUUUCAUGAUUGUACUUUGAUUUUGGAGGUUUGUUGUUUAAUGAAUCUUAUCCUAAGUUUGAAUUUUCAUAUUC
Messenger RNA from Vitis riparia (riverbank grape), 717 nucleotides. Its product is annotated as desiccation protectant protein Lea14 homolog. Gene Ontology annotation, biological process: response to desiccation. The record is from RefSeq and is a predicted model, not a curated record. The coding region runs from base 80 to 529 and encodes 149 amino acids. NCBI's taxonomy places the organism in Eukaryota, Viridiplantae, Streptophyta, Magnoliopsida, Vitales, Vitaceae. The transcript has 2 exons. Gene Ontology annotation, cellular component: cytosol.